Molecule: messenger RNA, 2241 nt
Organism: Musa acuminata subsp. malaccensis (wild Malaysian banana)
Lineage: Eukaryota; Viridiplantae; Streptophyta; Magnoliopsida; Zingiberales; Musaceae
Product: glyoxysomal fatty acid beta-oxidation multifunctional protein MFP-a
Biological process (GO): fatty acid beta-oxidation
Cellular component (GO): peroxisome
Molecular function (GO): (3S)-3-hydroxyacyl-CoA dehydrogenase (NAD+) activity; NAD+ binding
Source: RefSeq, a predicted model, not a curated record
GGAAACGAAGGCAAAGCAAGACGAAGAGCAGCAGGAGACGGCCAAGAUGGAGAAGAAGAUGGCGAGGACGGAGAUGGAGGUGGGAGCCGACGGCGUCGCCGUCAUCACCAUCAUUAAUCCUCCCAUCAACUGCCUGUCCUUCGAUGUAAUGUGGAGCUUGAAAGCCAACUUUGAAGAGGCUAUCCGUAGGGAUGAUGUGAAAGCCAUCGUUCUCACAGGUCAAGGUCCGAACUUUUCCGGAGGUUUCGACAUCGCUGCCUUUGAGGACCUUCAAGGGGGGAACAAUGGACAGAAACCUGAACCUAAAGUUGGCUACUUUGCGAUCGAUGUCGUCACCGAUAUCUUCGAAGCUGCAAGAAAACCAUCAGUGGCUGCCAUUACCGGGCUAGUCAUUGGUGGUGGGCUGGAACUCUCGAUGGCAUGUCAUGGGCGCAUCUCUACGGCCGCUGCUCAAAUUGCCUUACCAGAACUCACUCUUGGAUUCAUCACAGGGCUUGGAGGAACGCAGCGGCUUCCGCGCCUUGUUGGACUUCCUAAAGCACUUGAAAUGCUUCUGUUGUCCAAGGGAAUUGGAGGAGAGGAAGCCUACAAACUGGGUCUUGUGGAUGCCAUAGUUUCACCUGAUGAAUUGGUGGAGACAGCUCGGCAUUGGGCUCUGGAUAUUGCAGAGUCCAGAAAACCAUGGACCAAGAGUCUUUACAGAACAGACAAGUUGGAACCCCCGGAGAAGGCCAGGGAAGUGCUGAAGUCUGCAAGAGUUGAAGCUCGAAAGCGAUCUCCCAAUGUCCAAUUCCCUUCGUUGUGUAUUGAUGUGAUCGAAGAGGGUAUUGUCUCAGGUCCUCGUGCCGGACUUUGGAAGGAAUCAACCACUUUCCUAGAACUUCUUUUCACUGACACCUGCAAGAAUUUGGUUCAUCUCCUCUUUGCACAGCGAGCAACCACAAAGGUUCCUGGGAUCACUGACUCAGGUCUGAAGCCUAGGAAAAUUGCUACGGUUGGCAUUGUUGGAGGAGGUUUAACAAGCUCUGGAAUUGCAACUGCGCUGAUACUGAACAAUUACCAAGUGAUACUUAAAGAAGAAGAUGAAAACCUCUUAGAAUCAACAAUUGGCAGAGUUAAAGACAAUUUGCAGAAUUGUGUCAAUGAAGGAAAAUUGAAUGAUGAAAAAUGUGAGACGGCACUCUCUUUACUCACCGGUGUGUUGGAUUAUGAAAGGUUUAAAGAUGUGGAUAUGGCAAUUGAGUCAGCUUCUGAGAAUCUUCACCUAAAACAGCAAAUAUUUGCUGAUCUCGAGAAACACUGUUCUCCAAACUGUAUACUCGCCAGUAACACUUCAACAAUCGAUCUCAACUUAAUUGGAGGAGAAACCAAGUCUCAAGAUCGUAUCGUAGGGGCACAUUUCUUCGGUCCUGCUCAUGACAUGCCACUGCUAGAAAUAAUUCAAACACAGAAAACAUCACCACAAGCUGUUGUAGAUCUCCUGGAUGUUGCUGAGAAGAUUCACAAGACACCCAUUGUAGUUAGGAACUGCACUGGCUUUGCUGUUAACAGGAUGCUCUUUGCUCACACUCAAGCAGCACUCUUGCUUGUGGAUCAUGGUCUUGAUGUGUAUAAGAUCGAUCAUGCGUGCACCAAAUUUGGAUUGCCAAUGGGUCCCUUCAGAGCUGCUGAUCUUGUUGGACUUGGAGCAGCAGGAGCUUCUGGCAUCCAAUACCUUCAGAGCUACCCUGAAAGAGUCUACAAGUCCAUGUUGAUGUCAGUCAUGAUUGAAGACAAGAGGGAAGGUGAAGCAAGCGGAAAGGGGUUCUACAAGUAUGAUGAGAAGCGGAAUGCCAGCCCAGAUCCUGAGAUCAUUAAGUAUGUUGAGAAGUCAAGGAACAUGGCCAGUGUUACUCCUAAUCCUCAGCUAAUGGAGAUACCAGAUGAGGACAUAGUAGAAAUGCUUCUCUUCCCGGUCAUCAACGAGGCCUGUCGAAUCCUUGAUGAGGGAAUCGCUGUGAAGGCAACAGACCUAGACAUUGCCACUGUAAUGGGCAUGGGAUUCCCAGCUUACAGGGGUGGUAUCAUGUUCUGGGCUGACUCCCUUGGAGCAAACUACAUAUGUGAGAAGCUGGAGGAGUGGAGCAAGUUGUAUGGCAAUCUUUUCAAGCCAUGUUCUUAUCUGACAGACAGGGCAGCCAAAGGCAUUCUCUUGAGUUCCCCAUAGAGAGAGAGAGAGAGAGAGAGAGAGAGAGAGAGAGA